This is a messenger RNA of Protopolystoma xenopodis, 777 nucleotides long. The record is from the annotation of a GenBank genome assembly. NCBI's taxonomy places the organism in Eukaryota, Metazoa, Platyhelminthes, Monogenea, Polystomatidea, Polystomatidae.
AUGAAGGAAGGGACACGCGCCGAUAAACCUCGGCCGAUCGACCUUCAUACAGGCUCAUCUGCCGGUUUGCCCUCCCCCCCUUGUCCCGCAGCUUUGGCCGACAUCUACGCCGAGAUCGAGUUGCUGGCAACGCGGACGCGCGAUCUGCAUUUCGGAAUGUUGUCGGCUUGGCCGCGACGCGGAGUUCGCUCCAUCUCCGAGUCGGCGCCGGCCUCGCUGCCGCCCCCCUGGGCCUCGGGCCUCGAGGGGAGGGGUGCUCGGAUGACCCUCGCCACGGCAACCGCGGCCAACAGAGUGAAACAGUCGCGUGCACUUCCGACCAGUUCGGGCUCCGGCUCCGGCUCCGGCUCUGGCUCGGCCUCGGGCUCGAGUCCCGCCGCAGCUGCCGGCGCGUCCGAGGCGGGCGUGUGGCGCAUCGACGGAGCCGCCAGGUCUGGACGGAACCUGAGGCCGGCUCGGCUCCACUCCUCUUCGGCAGCCGGUCCGGUGGGCGCCAACUCUGCUGGCCCGCUCUGGUCUCCGCAGCCGACAAUUGGAGCCCUCCAAGAGGCGGUCAACAUCCUGACCAGUAAGUUUCCACCUCUUUCCACCCACCAAUGGCCACCUCUGCUCGGCCGACUCCUCCUCCAUGCGACGCUACUUUCGGUUGCUACGGCUCAGCCAAUCAGACUGAGUUGUUCACUUUUGCUCACGACCUUCUUCCAGUUGCAGUUGAACUUGCUCCGUCCGCAUCUGUUUGUGGAGCUUACUUGCGUUUCGAGUGAAAGUGUUGCGUGA